AUGACAACGCAAAGUACUAUCAGCAGUGCAGAUGUGGAGCAACAGGCGAUCGGCAGAGCAGCGGCUGCAUUUGCUCAACUCCGCGGGAGCAAUGAUUUGCUCCAAGAAUGCAUCAACAACGCAACGAACGUUUCUGAGCUGGUAGAGUCCAUCGAGAGACGCCACAAGCAACUGGAAAAGAAACCCUCAUCCAAAUUACUCGCACUGCUACAAAAGCACACGACAUGGCUGGACAGUCUUUCCGGACUGAUCGAUGGCGCCGUGAAGGCUCGGGCUGAUCUCCUCUGCCCCGCGUCCAACUUCCACGCCCAGGUUGCUCAGCAAAUCACUGCCAUGAUCGAGAUCAUUACCGAGAGCCUGCCCCGGCUGGACCUGUACAAGAAGCUACAGUCAGACAAAGGUCUCCAAAUUGCUCUCUUGAACAUAUUCACGGAUAUCGUGGAAUUUUGCGCCGCUACAUACAAGUACUUCAAACACAGAACCUUAGUGCGCAUUGGAAAAUUGAUCCUGACACCUCUCAAGACGGAAUUCGAAAAGAUGUGCAAGCGACUCAAAUGGCAUACGAAAAAUGUCGAUGAUACUGCAGUCGCCGUCGAGCUCUUGCGGGCAGCCGAAUUCCGAGCCAAGAUGCAGGCGCAGAACGCCGAGAACAUGAAGUCCAAGUGCGACUCUUGGCUGAACCCGGCCAAUAUGCUGGGUGUUCAUCAGGCAAGGUCCCGGAUGAGAGUCGCCGGCACAUGCGAGUGGCUGCUGUCGAGCCAGGACUACGAUAGCUGGCUCAGGACCGAGAGCGACCUGGCCGAGGACAGACUGCUCGGCGUUCUUGGUAAGGGUGGCUGUGGGAAAUCCAUCCUUUCGUCUUACAUCGUGGACAAUGUGCAAGAGGAGCAUGGCAUCACAAUCUACUUCUCGUUCUCCGGGGCGGAUGCGCCUCGCCAGACGCUCCAAAGCCUGGUUCGCUCGUUGGUGUCGCAACUCGUUCACAAGCCUGACUAUAUAGGUGGGUACGAACUGGUGCAUGAAUUGACUAUGCAAGAAGGGUAUUCGAUGGAUGGUCUGUGGACUCUUUUGUAUAAGAUUCUCGCCUUGGGCACGAAUCGUUUAUUCUUGGUUGUCGACGGAGUAGAUGAGUGUUCUGAGCCAGCCGAACAGCUAGUUGAACACGUCAUGGGCAUUCUCAACACUAUUCGAUCUUCCAAGAUUGUUCUCCUUGGAAGAGCCCAUGUUUCGGAACUAAGAAGCCACAGCAGCUACAUCAUCGAGAUGGACCCCCCGCUUAUCAAGCUCGAUUUGCAGUCAUUCAUCACCACCCAACUCCGCUCGAACACCAGACUUUACAGCCUUGGCAUACAGGAUUCAAUUUCCCAAACACUGCUCGAGAGAUCCGAUGGCAUGUUUCUCUGGGUCAAACUCAUGAUCGAUGAUCUGUCGAGGGCCUCCUCCGUGUCCGAGGUGACCCAAAAACUGGAAUGCUUGCCAAGAGGACUUCACGCAGCAUACCACCAAAUCAUCCAACACCUCGUACAGACUCUGGAUGAUUUUGAGAUCAGACUGGCACAAAAUAUUCUUGGUUUCGUAGCAGCAGCAGGGAGGACGCUAGAGGUCGAAGAGCUGCAUUGCCUUCAAGCCCUUUCCUCCCGGGCCACCGCUGGAGAUUACAGCUCAGGAUCCAUUCGGAAUCAUGUUUUCAUCGACCCGAUCGAGAAGUUUUCACGCGUAUGCGGUGGCCUGAUUCAUAUCCUAGAUGGAAAGGUCACAUUAGUGCACAUAACCGCAAAGGAGUUCCUGCAAAGGCCGGUCAACAAGUGGGAAACUGAGAACCACCCCCAAGCACUAAAUUUUAGGGUUGAUCUGGUUCGUUCUCAUGAGUUUCUCUCCACAGCCUGUCUCGAUUUUCUGCUGCUCGACGGAGCCGGAAUAAGCCACACUGACGCACCGCAAGGUUCCACGACCAAGAACCUACGGCUGUUCUUCAAGUAUGCUGCAAGGUUCUUUGUCUAUCACAUCAAGAACUCUGGGCCAAUUUCUGAAAGAAGAUUGGAGAGAAUUCGACAGCUCGUAAAUUCGGGUGGGAUGGUUUCUCUGUAUGAGCACUACUUUGUACUCCUCCUAGAAGAUGGGUAUUAUGAAGAUCUAGAUGAUGAAUUCUCGAACUUCUUCGAAUGGGCCGAGACCCAAAAUCUGGAACUUGGACCGCAGAAGUCUUUCUUCGCUGUUGCCCACGAAGAGUGCAUCCAGAGAUUCGGGGCUGAAGACUGGCGGACCAAGGAACUAGUGACUCUAGUUACGGGCGAGUUGCCACCAACAGAGCACCCGCAGGUUGAUCCAGUCGACAAGGUGGGAAGCAAGGAGGCUGCCGAGAGACUCUCGGCCCUCAUGAACUUGCUUAAAGAGAACCAGCAAAUGCAGACACUAACCAAGAUCGACCUCCUUCUGAACAUGCGAUCAUUGAUCAGAAUAAAGGCGCUGAGUGAUCCCCUUGAGGCACUCUUCCUCUUGAUAAUGAGGCAAGCGCACAGACUCCCGGCCGUCUUCCUGAUGCUCGUCGGCGGCUUUUACCUGGAUUUCAAAAAGCCACGACAGGCUUUGGCUGCGUACGAGGCCGCCCUUGAGAAUGUAGAACACCUCGACACGGCACUAAAGUUUGAGAUAUCAGAUAUCAUCGGCAAGAUAUAUUCUCGCCAUCUCGUUGAUUACGCAAAGGCUGAGGCUGCCUACCGGAAAUCGGCAUCGGGCAGACGUGAAAUGCUGGGGCCUGAUCACGAGAAAACGCUGCAUAGCCUUGAUUGGCUGGCAAACGCGCUUUACGAACAGAAAGAUUACGCCCCUGCCGUGGAGAUAUGGAUGGAAGUCUACGAGAAAAAGAUGGAGUCACUGCUCGGUGACACGUCUUCAGAGAGAAGACUGGGCAAUGCUUGUUUCGACCAAAAUCAACUCUACGAUAGACUCAGACAUCUGCGUCUGAUGAGAGAAAAAUUGCUUGGGAAAGAAACCUAUAGUAUCAUUGGAGUGUCGGGCAGCCUGGCUUGUGCUCUACAUGCACAAGGCCAUUUUGGCCUCGCCAAGGUCUUAUGGGCAUUUGAUAUCGAAGCUUGGAAAAGGCUGCGUGGGGAGGAUCACGCAGACACCUUGAUCACUAUGAAAAAUUUAAGUACUGUACUGACGAAUCUCGACCCGCUAGAAGCUGAGAAUAUAUACAGGCAGGUAUAUACGUCCCAGAGUAACACUUUGGGGGAGGAUCAUCCGGAGACACUUCAGAGCCUUUUAGCUUUAUCAGAUGCACAGUACAGGCAAAAGAACUACGUUGCCGCCGAGGAGUCACUCCGUGCGGUCAUCAGCAUCAACGAAGAGAUCCAAGGAGAUAAAUGCACAGGGUCCCUCGAUCCUGUGGAGUCUUUAGCGUGCACCCUGUUUUUCCUGGACAGGUUCGAAGAAGCAGAAGUCCUCGACAGGCGGCUUCUUGCAAAGAGAGAAAGGGAACUUGGAGCCAAAGAUCCAAAAACUUUGCGCACCGUGGCCCAUUUAGGGCAAACGCUUCGCUCAAAAGGAGAUUGCGAAAUGGCCCUCAAAUUGGGACGAGAAGCGUUGCAGGAUCAAGAGGAUGGUUUGGGAAAAGAACACCCCGAUACUCUCGAAAGCAUGUAUCAAGUGGCAUACUCCUACCUCAUGCUGGAACAGGUAGAGGAAGCCAAGCAGGUAUGCUUCAAUGCUCUGGAGAGACAGGUGCGAAUUUUGGGUACGGAGCAUAUUGUCACGAGGGGAACCAUCGUUCUCCUCGCCAUGAUAUACACCGAGAGUAGACCGGAUUGGUAG
Clonostachys solani is the source of this 3813-nucleotide messenger RNA. NCBI's taxonomy places the organism in Eukaryota, Fungi, Ascomycota, Sordariomycetes, Hypocreales, Bionectriaceae. The record is from the annotation of a GenBank genome assembly.